Messenger RNA from Seriola dumerili (greater amberjack), 752 nucleotides. RefSeq names its product parvalbumin alpha. The transcript has 5 exons. Bases 59 to 388 code for a protein of 109 amino acids. NCBI's taxonomy places the organism in Eukaryota, Metazoa, Chordata, Actinopteri, Carangiformes, Carangidae. The record is from RefSeq and is a predicted model, not a curated record. Gene Ontology annotation, molecular function: calcium ion binding. Gene Ontology annotation, cellular component: cytoplasm; nucleus.
UUCAUCAGAUUCAUCAGAGCGAAUCCACUCUAGUCUUAGAGGUAACCCAGAGUUAAAAAUGGCAUUCGCCGGAGUUCUGAGUGACGCUGACAUCACUGCAGCCCUUGCAGCUUGCCAAGCUGCCGACUCUUUCAAGCACAAGGAUUUCUUUGCUAAGGUCGGCCUGGCAGCCAAGUCCGCCGAUGACAUCAAGAAGGCCUUCGCCAUCAUCGACCAGGACAAGAGUGGCUUCAUUGAGGAGGAGGAGCUGAAGCUGUUCCUGCAGAACUUCUCUGCCGGUGCCAGAGCUCUGACCGACGCUGAGACCAAGACUUUCCUCAAGGCCGGUGACUCUGAUGGUGAUGGCAAGAUCGGAGUUGAUGAGUUCGCUGCCAUGGUCAAGCAUUAAAUGAAUGAAAUGACCAACAUCUUACUUCACAACUCUAAAGGAACAACUUGAGCCAAGACGUACUCCUCCACUCUUCUCCUCUUCCCUCUCACUCUCUCUCAAAUCUCCACACCACUUUUAUACACAUGACCUUCCACCCCCGACCAUAAACUACCUGCUCCCUCUCUCUCUCUCUCUCUCUCUGGCCCUGCUCACAUCUUUGCUGUCCACAUUGAAUGUACCUGACUAAGUGUAUAGCAUGGUUGACUUGUGUCUUUUUCUCUCUCUCUCUCACUUCUGUCGUCGUUUUAGUCUGUGAGUUUUGCUUACUGUGAGAUCAGUGAUGAUGCACUUUUAUGGGAAACGGACGGACGAUGGGAAAACA